AGCAGCCGAGCGACAGGCAGGGGAGGUCAGGUGGCUGGUCCUUCCAUGUGAGACGCCAUGGUGUCCCGGGGCCGGGCCCGCCUGGGCCCCCAGUACGUGGGCCUCUGGGACUUCACGGCCCGGACACACGAGGAGCUAAGCUUCCGGGCUGGCGACCUCUUCCACGUGGCCCGGAAGGAGGAGGAGUGGUGGUGGGCCACACUGCUGGACGCAGAGGGCGGGGCCCUGGCGGAAGGCUACGUGCCCCACAACUACCUGGCCGAGAGGGAGACGGUGGAGUCUGAGCCGUGGUUCUUCGGCUGCAUCUCCCGCUUGGAAGCCUUGCACCGACUGCAGGCGGACGGCACGGAGCCAGGGGCCUUCCUGAUCAGGGUCAGCGAGAAGCCGGGCGCCGACUAUGUCCUCUCAGUGCGGGACAGGCAGGCCGUGCGGCACUACAGGAUCUGGAGGUGUGCUGGCCGGCUGCACCUCAGCGAAGCCGUGUCCUUCCCCAGCCUGGCCCAGCUCGUGGGCCACCACCAGGCACACAGCCUGUCCAAAGGCCUGAGGCUGACUGUGCCCUGCUGGAAGCACGAGCGGGAGCCCCUGCCCCUCUGUGCCGACUGGGAGCGGCCCCGGGAGGAGUUCACGCUCUGCAGGAAGCUGGGGGCCGGCUACUUCGGGGAGGUCUUCGAGGGGCUCUGGAAAGGCCAGGUCCGCGUGGCCAUUAAGGUGAUUGCCCGAGACGACCUCCUGCACCAGCACACGUUCCAGUCGGAGAUCCAGGCCAUGAAGAAGCUUCGGCACAAGCACAUCCUGGCGCUGUAUGCGGUGGCGUCCGUGGGGGACCCCGUGUACAUCAUCACCGAGCUCAUGGCGAAGGGGAGCCUGCUGGAGCUCCUGCGGGCGUCUGAUGAGAAAGCCCUGCCUGUCGUGGAGCUGGUGGACAUUGCCUCCCAGGUGGCCGAAGGCAUGUGCUACCUGGAGUCGCAGAAUUAUAUCCACCGGGACCUGGCUGCCAGGAACAUCCUCGUGGGAGAGAACAACAUUUGCAAAGUGGGGGAUUUCGGGCUGGCCAGGCUCAUCAAGGAGGACAUCUACCUUUCCCACGACCGCAAAAUCCCCUACAAGUGGACCGCCCCAGAGGCGCUGUCCCGAGGGCACUACUCCAUCAAAUCCGACGUCUGGUCCUUCGGGGUUCUCCUCCAUGAGAUUUUCAGCAGGGGCCAGACGCCCUAUCCAGGCAUGUCCAACCACGAGGCCUUCGUGAGAGUGGACUCUGGCUACCGCAUGCCCUGCCCCCCCGAGUGCCCGCCCAGUGCCCACAGGCUGAUGCUCGCAUGCUGGCACCGGAGCCCUGAGCGGAGGCCCUGCUUCCGAGCCCUGCGGGAGCAGCUCUGCAGCUUCACCAGCUACGAGAACCCAACCUGAGUGCUGAGUGCGGUCCUCCCCACCCACUGCCCAGAGGGGGCAAAGGCACGGCAGCGCCUAGAUCCAGACUGUAUACUCGGGGCAGGAAGCUGCGCCAGCCACCAGGGCGCCCUGCCCUGGGCAGAGAUGCUCUCUGCUGCCUGGAGCCGAGACUGCCUCUUCUGAGACACCAGCACCAGAAACAUGCCAGGCCCUCCCACCUGCCUCGCCGUGGAGCCGUGCAGGAGUGGGGAGCGGAGCUGUGCCUGGCACUGACCCAGUCCACCAGCCGUCAGGACCAGUGCUUGGCCCUCCAGCCAGUACAUGGUGGAAACGUGGGUCCUGGCUGUGCCCUCCUUUUGCCAUCUGGCCCUUGCCUGCCCCGACUCGAGGCUGGGAAGACACCUGAGCACUCAAACAGGCUCUGCUGGUGGUUGGGUGCUGCCACCUACCAUCCCAGGGCCAGGUGGCUGCCCCAGUCUCCCUGCCACUGUUACCAGGAGCUGCCUCUGAAGGCUCUGGGGCCUGGUCUGGACACUAUGGCCAGAAAGAUGGGGUGGGGCACUUGCCCAUCCAGCUUUGGGACCACAGGAGAGCCUGGGUAAGCGCCCCCAGUGGCCUUGGAAUAGACUCAUGCAGCUAUCUAUAGCACAGGGUGGGAGGGGAGGGGGAGGGAGAGGAGGGCUCCCUCAGCGGCCAGCUGAGUCCCACCUCACACCAUGCCCCCACCCACUAAGCUGCCCUCUCCUGGCCAACAGAUGUGGGUCAUUCUGUUGGCCACUGGAGACCUGUGGACACCAGGCAGGCAGACAGAUUGCACAACCACCCUUCCCAGCUCCCUGAGCUGGACUUCGCCCAAAGCUGGGCUGCCUGUGGUGAGAACACCCCCCUCCCCCACCCUUAGCUAUAAGUGCCUGGGGCCAUGGCCCGACCCCUCCUGGGCUGGGAGGGCCCUGCUCAGUGUCCUACAGGAGCUAGCGGUGGCACUUAUGGGACGUCACCUGGCAGACAGUGUGGCUCAGUGCUUGUUCCAUACCAGUUGGUAGGGACAACCUUGGCCUGUCCCUACCCCUCCCUCCCUGGUAUCGAGGGGCCUCAUGUCUUUCAAGGGGCACCAGGUCCCUCUAGCUGACAGCUCCAAAACCCAUAGACUCCCAGAGGCCAAGGGGCAGGGGCUGAGUGACCUAGUAGACAUGACCUCAGGGUUACACCUAUCACGGACCACCCACUCGCCCAGGUACAAGGCUCCACACUCAUCACAGCAGCUCA
Myotis daubentonii (Daubenton's bat) is the source of this 2658-nucleotide messenger RNA. It is a transcript of the gene PTK6, whose product is annotated as protein tyrosine kinase 6. Lineage: Eukaryota; Metazoa; Chordata; Mammalia; Chiroptera; Vespertilionidae. Gene Ontology annotation, molecular function: protein tyrosine kinase activity; ATP binding; protein binding. Gene Ontology annotation, biological process: protein phosphorylation. The record is from RefSeq and is a predicted model, not a curated record.